Oncorhynchus keta (chum salmon) is the source of this 3561-nucleotide messenger RNA. Its product is annotated as fibroblast growth factor receptor-like 1. The transcript has 7 exons. Gene Ontology annotation, molecular function: fibroblast growth factor binding; fibroblast growth factor receptor activity. Lineage: Eukaryota; Metazoa; Chordata; Actinopteri; Salmoniformes; Salmonidae. Gene Ontology annotation, cellular component: plasma membrane. The coding region runs from base 378 to 1853 and encodes 491 amino acids. The record is from RefSeq and is a predicted model, not a curated record.
CGCUGCUCCUCAUGGCAAAAUGAUGCAGAAGGGCACACCAGGGAUGAGGUGAGAGGAGUAAGCCCGAAAAAGAAGUAAACCCGAAAACUUGACCAUUAGGCCUACCUGUUAUUUACCUUUUUUUGCGAGAACAAAUUUGUUUGUUAAACGUUUUAUUAGACAGUAUUUUGCCGCGAUGUCAUUGAUAUGAUAUUGAAGUAAAUUGUAUUUACAUUUCCCGCGUGGAGGAUAACCUGAAUACCAGUAUACUUUAUUGUACAAGACAUUUGAUUAAUACGUCAGACUUUACAGUGAACCAUUGUGUUUACAAACAUUUUGUGGAAAGCAUCUGCCUGGCAGAGGACAACACAACAGACACAAACUGCAGUUUGCUGAAAAUGUUCUCUAAGGACGGAUGUCUGGCUGUGUGUACAGUGAUAUUAAUGAUUCUAACAUCAAGCGAGGCUAGAGGUCCCCCGUGGGUGAGUCGUCAGGUGGAGGAACGGCAGACAGCGAGGUUGGGGCAGACGGUGCGGCUGGCGUGCCCCGUAGAGGGUGACCCUCCUCCCCUGAUCCUGUGGGUGAAGGACGGGCGUAAUGUCCACCCGGGCUGGAGCCGCUACCGGGUGCUGAAACAGAGCCUGAAGAUCAAAGAGGUGGAGCUGGGGGAUGCGGGUGUGUACAUGUGCCGUGUCACCAACGGCUUCGGAAGCAUCGCCCUCAACUACACCCUCAUCGUCAUCGAUGACACUGCAGCGACCCAGACUGACGCUCCACCUGCCGUAUUGGAACCCAACGCUGAGCUCACCCAGCCUGACCCUACAGGAGAGCCCUGGGUAAAGCCUCGGUUCAGCCAGCCCACUAAGAUGCGAAGGCGGGUGCUGUACAAGCCGGUGGGCAGCUCGGUGAGGCUCAAGUGCCAGGCCACGGGCACCCCUCCCCCUGUCUUUACCUGGUGGAAAGACCAGACCCCUCUGCCACCCCCACGCCAGGGCAAGCGCCCGCAGUGGACCCUCACCCUGAAGAACCUGCAGCCCCAGGACAGUGCCAAGUACACUUGCCACGUCUCUAACCCAGCAGGUCACAUCAAUGCCACCUACAAGCUGGAUGUCAUCGAGCGCUCGCAUUGCAAGCCUGUUCUGACCGGCACACACCCAGUCAACACCACCGUGGAGUAUGGUGGCACCGCCUCCUUCCAGUGUAAGGUCCACAGUGACGUUAAGCCCGUGGUCCAGUGGCUGAAGAGGGUGGACCCAGGCACACAGGACCGCUACAACUCCACCCUGGAGGUCGGCGGGCAGCAUUUUGUGGUUCUGCCCACAGGGGAUGUGUGGUCCCGGCCUGACGGCUCCUACCUCAACAAGUUGGCUAUUGUCAAGGCCCGCGAUGAGGAUGCUGGCAUGUACAUCUGCCUGGGAGCCAACACUAUGGGCUACAGCUUUCGCAGUGCUUACCUUACUGUACUGCCAGACCCUCAGGUGGAGAACACAGUGACGCCUCCCCACCUGAGCUCCGGCCUGCCCUGGCCUCUGAUCAUCGGCAUCCCUGCAGCAGCCCUCCUCAUCGUAGGCACUAUCGUACUCUGGCUGUGCCACAGCCGUCGGCUCCACAACACCCUGGCUCCCCGGCACAUACCUGUAGUCCACAGAGACCACCACAUCUCGGACAAAGAGCCCAGCACCACCACCCCCUGUAGUGCCCUGACUAGCCCUGACUACCCCAGCCAGAGACUGGUGGGCCUGGGAACCCCUGGCCUCAGUGGGCCCCCUAAGAUCUACUCCAAGGUUUACACAGACAUGCACACGCACACACACACACACGCCCAUGUGGAUGGUAAGGUCCAUCAACACCAGCACUUCCACUACCAGUGCUAACCAGCCCCUUCUCAUCCCACCCCAUACCUAUGGCCUUGUCUCCUAGCCACUGCUGCUAUUCUGACCCAACAAUGGACUAUGAGCAAGGGACAAUGAGCCGGGUAGAUGGAACCAAGGAAAGGCUUGUAGUUCAUAUGAACUACACCUCCCAUGAUAAGCAGUGUUAACACACCAUUCGGUGGCAGAAGCCCUACCAGGUUGGAUCCUGGGAUAGGCAUGGACAAAUGUUACUAAGCUGCCAGCUAAUACUGCUUCAUUGAGAUUUCUCAGGGCAGGGAAACCCUCCCAUGUUUGCUAUUGAGUAAUUUAUGUUUUUUUAAUAUCAGACAACUAAGAUUAAAAACAAAUUGUAUUUUAAAGGAUGGAAAGGAAUGGGCAAAUGAUAGAAUGUCUAUAUAAACAACAAAAUGCAGGGCACUCAAUUUAAAACGUAAAUAUUUAGAUGUGUGUUUGGAUGCACGUAGCCCUGGAGAAAUCACUCAUUAGUUAAUGGGAGAAGUGUCAGGGUUAGGUUCAAUUUAGGUAAAGGACAUCCAAUUUAAACAAAUUAGUGUUUCUAAUAGAAUUGACCCCAACCCUAUGCAAAAAAAUAAUUAACACUCAUCUAAACAUGUACCUGUGUCCAAACUUUCAAAGCAUAAAGUAAUAUGAGGAACUUUUAAGCUUGUCUAAAUUGGAAAAUUCAAGAUUUAUAAGCUUUUGAAAAAAUUGAAAUGUAACUGUGACAAAUCAAAAUCUAGCCAAGAUGUUUACAAUGUGUUCCGAGCUUUUAUAUUCUCCUAAUAGAAACACAAACUGUGGUGUCCUCUGUUUUGAAAUAGGUGGUAUAAUUUUUUUAAAGAGGUUUUGUAAUGUGUGUGUUUCAUGUAGGAAAGUACAACUCAUCAGGGAAAUUAGAUGGAUGAAUGGAUGAGGUGAAAAAAAAUAUUUUUUUUAUUCAGAUAUUGUAUAAUAUGUAUCCAACUGUGUCUGAAAAAUGCAGUAAUACUAUUAUUUACUCUGUACAGUGUGUCAGAUGCCAAGUUCUUUUGCAGCGCUAUAGAUGUGUAUAUUACUUACAAUUCUUGUGAGGUAUAUUGUUGUAUAAGGUAGGACAAGUAUUGUACUGUACCUUUUGUCUAAUGGUUUAAAAACUCACAAAAAAGCAAUUUAGCUGUGUUUUUAUCUUAUUGUUCUAUAUUUAUUUGUAACCUACAUUAUUCUUCUGUAGCUCAGUUGGUAGAACAUGACAAUUGUAACGUCAAUGGGUUUGAUUCUCGGGACUACCCAUAUGUAAAAAUGUAUGCACGCAUGACUGUAAGUUGCUUUGGAUAAAAGUGUCUUCUAAAUGGCUUAUAUUCUUAUUCCAGAUUGGAUUGACCUAUGGGUAAUUUAGUCAAAAAUAUGACAAGUGUUGAUUGUAUUGUUAAGUUGAAUUACAGAUUCUACUGGCCUAGUUGUCUCAUAUUUUAUUAAGAACCUGACCAUAUCUUUAUAUAUUUCACUUUUUUAAUUGUUGAAAAACAUGGCAACCAUUACAAAGAUAAUUUAACAAAGAGUUAUUCACCCUACUCUCAAGUAGUCAUAAAUCUAGUACUCAAGUGUUUUAAAAUUGUCACGUUAAUCUUGUGCAAUUACUCUGAAACAUUGCAAGAUGCAAACUCACUCUGGUGCUCAUGUAAAUUUAGUACUGUACAAUAAUAUUUUUGUAAUAAAAAUGGUUUCUAUA